UUGACGAACGCACGCGUCCUGUCGUCAAUGAAAGUCAUGGAAACGACGUUAGCGUUCGCAGCCCUAUAAAUGGUCCUGACCUUCGAAAUUCUUUCCCUUUGCGACUGGACUUUUGUAGGAGACGCCUAAAAGAGCAUAGAAAGCUUCGGAAGGUUUGACCUUGCUGAGAAAGUCUGCUUUGCAAAACUUGCUGAAGAAGCACUUGUUGAAGAAGCCCGUGGUAAACAAACCUGCAAAGGAUGGUUCCUGGCCAGGAGAAGCACCAGCGGGGCGAUCAGCCGGAAGCUCAUGCUUUAGUGCUUCCUCCAGAUGGAUCCCUAAUGUUGGAGGGACACCCGGACAAUGUUUCUGAACACAAGGGAGAGGUGUCAAGCUGUAGGUCACUUCCAGACUCUGUCGACAGUUCUACCAGCUCCAGUGAAGGUGAGGUUGGUAAUGACAGUAUUAGCAGCUCCAGUGGCAGCUCUACUAGCAACUCCGGUGGUAGCUCUACUAGCAGCUCCAGUGAAGAAGAAGUUAAUAAUGGCUGUACUACCAGCUCCAGUCCGACAGUGGACCGUGCUUACACUGCACCACAACUGCUUGAGGUUCUUCCUCCAAUUUUUAAAUACAUACAGGACAUCGAGAUGGCUCAGAAGCUUCAAGAGGAUAUUUUUCUCUUGACUUCGCUUGAAUCCACACGUGGACUUAACAAGCAGAAAGAGCCCAUUUUGAGUCCAGAGGACUCAAAACCUAUUGGGACCUCCCAACAUUACCAGGUAGGUUGGGAAGAGGAUGCGGCUCAUGUGACAUCUGUGAUCAGCAUAAACAAUGAUGCUGAAGAGGAGCCCCCUGCCAAGAGGUCCAGGGACAGCAGUGAUGAAGAGGAGGUCCCUGCCAUGAAGCCCAGUUUGGAGGAGGUCCUUCAAAGUAUCGGCACAAGGUUGGCAUGGAGAUGUCGUAAAGAAUGGGAGGAUGAGCCCAUUCUGCCAAUCCCUGUGUUCAUUGCCUACCAAAAGACAGACCAUGAGGAUCCUGUUCUCUCAUCCCCUGUCUUCAGUCCCUCAUGUAAAAUGGCGCAUGAGGAUCCUGUUCUGUUAUCCCCUGUCUUCAGUCCCUCACGAGGGAUGUCCCUCACCCUUGACAUACUGGGAGGAUCCCAUUUUGUCACCCUGUGUCUUCAGUCCUUCACUUGA
Molecule: messenger RNA, 1175 nt
Organism: Poecilia latipinna (sailfin molly)
Lineage: Eukaryota; Metazoa; Chordata; Actinopteri; Cyprinodontiformes; Poeciliidae
Exons: 4
Coding region: 240-1175 (311 amino acids)
Source: RefSeq, a predicted model, not a curated record